Molecule: messenger RNA, 1541 nt
Organism: Dendrobium catenatum
Lineage: Eukaryota; Viridiplantae; Streptophyta; Magnoliopsida; Asparagales; Orchidaceae
Product: cycloeucalenol cycloisomerase
Exons: 8
Coding region: 236-1153 (305 amino acids)
Molecular function (GO): cycloeucalenol cycloisomerase activity
Source: RefSeq, a predicted model, not a curated record
UUACUUCGUUCGUGAGGCCCAAACCGUCACUGCUUCACUCGCGAGUGACCAGAACUGAAACACCGCCACCCUUAUAAAGCCUAGACGGCGGCUGAGCUCGAUCCGAUCGCCCUACGAGCGCCCAUAGAUUAUCUGUUUGCACAUUCAGCGGAGCCAUUUCUAUUUUGCCGGGAUGGGGGGUGAGAAAUGACGACCAUCUCUCUCUCUCUCUCUCUCUCUCUCUCAGUUGGUAGAUAUGGGGCAUCUUCUGGGGAGGAGAGAAAGCGGACGAGUGGGAGGAGCGAGAGGGACUGAAUCUGGAAGCCUAUGGCUGGCCCCGAAUCCAAGCAAGAGAUGGGGGGAACUCUUCUUUCUGUUCUACACUCCAUUCUGGCUCACACUUUGUCUUGGAAUCGUCGUCCCUUACAAGCUUUACGAGAGCUUCACCGAACUAGAAUAUCUACUUCUGGGAUUGGUUUCAGCGGUACCAACUUUUCUGAUACCCCUGGUGCUUGUUGGUAAGGCGGAUAGCAGCAAGUGCUUGAGCAAUCGAUACUGGGUAAAGGCCAAUCUCUGGAUUAUCAUUUUUAGCUACGUUGGGAACUACUUCUGGACUCAUUAUUUUUUCACGGUACUUGGAGCUUCAUAUACUUUUCCAUCAUGGAAAAUGAACAAUGUACCUCAUACAACAUUUCUUCUCACUCAUGUUUGCUUCCUAUUUUACCACAUGGUAUCAAAUUUAACACUCCGUAGACUCCGCCACUCUAUCACAGAUUUGCCACCAUCAAUUCGGUUUGUCACUGAAGCUGCGUGGAUUUUAGCCCUGUCUUAUUUCAUAGCAUACUUGGAGACGUUGGCUAUUUCAAAUUUUCCUUAUUAUGACUUUGUUGACCGGGACUCAAUGUACAAAAUUGGAUCGGUAUUUUAUGCUAUUUAUUUUCUGGUCAGCUUUCCCAUGUUUGCAAGAGUUGCUGAUAAAGAAGAUGAUGGAUGGGAUCUACAAAGAGUGGCUGUGGAUGCAUUAGGCGCUGCCAUGCUUGUCACAAUAAUACUUGAUCUGUGGCGAAUUUCUUUAGGCUCAAUAGCUUCAAAUUCCCAUUCAACCCAAUGCAAGCAACCUGGUCUUGCAUGGUUUCACGUACCUGGAAGCGACAUUCAGAAUGGCAACAUGUGAUGGUUGUAAUGGCCCAGAUGGCCACAUUGAUCUGCUUUGGGUUUAUCAAAUCAACCUGUAUUCAAUGUUCUACAUUUUCUUACCAUGAACUGUGUUCGUGCUGGGACAAUUAACCAGUUUGGCAAGCUUUACUAGAAUAAGGCUUUGUUUGGAACGGUUUUUUUUUUGUUUAUUAAAGCAAUUUUUUAGUAUAAAAUUAAAAAUUUUUGUACUAGAAAAUUGCUUUAAGAAGCAGAAAGAAAGCUGCUCCAAAUGAAGCCCAAGUGCAUUUAGCACCGAUUUCAUCAUAAUGGAUGCACUUUGAUUCAAUUGGACAAUUAGAAAUUUUUGUGUAUUCUUUGAAUAUGUGAUUUAUUUUUCCUCUUCAAUCUCAUUCAUAUUAGGAGCA